Molecule: messenger RNA, 1944 nt
Organism: Cydia splendana
Lineage: Eukaryota; Metazoa; Arthropoda; Insecta; Lepidoptera; Tortricidae
Exons: 16
Coding region: 238-1944 (568 amino acids)
Source: RefSeq, a predicted model, not a curated record
UUUCAUUAAUAUAAAAUGAAAUAAAGCAACUAAAAAACCAAAAAAUAAGCUCAGUCAAGUGUGUAGUUUAUUGUCUAAAUGUCCUAGCAUUAACUUUAAUAAGUCUUGGAACAGACUCGUCGGAACCGAACUCCCCACACAAAAGAAUUAAAAAACACCCCAGUGUUCUUCGAGCUGAUUCGUCUAUAUUCAAAUGCUACAUACUGCUUAUCAGAAAUCUUGGAGUGAACAUCGUCUAUGUAUUCAAAUGCUACGUACUACUGCUCAUCCGAGAUCGUACAACAUACUAUAGAUUAUGGAACUGCUGUUCAAUCGUCAGUAUCCAAGCGAUCCGGUGAUAGCACUGUGCAAAGGUUUCAAUCUUGCCAACACCUAGAGAGCUCUACAGCUGUAGGGCAAAGCGUCCCAUCGCUGGUCGCCGACAAGAGUGUCUCAUGCCCAUCAUCCUGCCCGGUGCAGUACGAUGAUACGAGCACUUACACCCCGUCCAUUUCUUCGGGGGACCAUUCAACUCGUACAAGUGAUGAAAUGACGUCUGAAACAUGCAGUGGGUCUGCCUGCAACUUUACCAGCAAAAAAGAAAAGAAAGAUCCGAAGUCAGCCCGUGUGCGAGUGGUGGCGUUAAGACGCAUGUUUGUGCGACACUGGGAUCUCAUCAAGAAGUCAACCAUUCGUAGAUCGCGGAAUACAUCAGUCACACCGAAACAAACCGAAACCUGUUGUUGCCAACUUGUAUACAAUGAGAUUGGAACGCAAAUUAACUCCAAGGCCACCGUGGCAACUGCCACAUCGAAAGUGUCGAAAAGACGACAUUUCAACACAUUACGAGACGCAGCGGCAGCAACGUACGGAUUAUCAGUUGUGAAAAAGAAAUGUCAGUCUGUUGACACAAGUGUCAGCGAUAUGAAGCAACUAGGUGGCCCAACGCUAUAUCACACUGAGACACAAGUUACAGGAAGUCCGUUUUCGAAUAAAGAAAAUUCAACCCGGCAACCUCAACCUCAACCCCUGUUUAACCUAACAUCUAAAUGGGCUGACGCCGUUAAUAAGAUGAUGAAAAACAUCCCAUCGAACGCUCGAAAGAAACUGACAAGUGGAACAUCCAUGACUCCAGUUCAAACCUAUUCUUUCUCCACCGACACAAGAAGCUUGCAUUCGUCAUUCGUGCCUACUCCGCCUAGCCAUGGAUUAAAAUUAAUAUCGUCCAAAACGAUUCGGGAUUGUAAUACCUCUACUCCCCCCAAUAUGGAAACAGAUAAUACCAGUUUACCAUUUUGCCCUUCCGACUUAGCUGAUAAAGUCGCAGAGAAAAUCAUUAUACAUAUUAGUCAGAAACCCAUGGGAUACAAACUGGAAGGGUGGCCAACCAAUGAAUACUGUGUCGAUGUGGCGACUGCAUGCAGUGUAUACCAACUCGGGCCCGAGCAACUAUCUCACAACUCUGUACAGCUGCUAAAAACUGUGUCCCAACACUCAAGCGAAACAAUAAACAUCCACCAAUGUACGAUACCAGAGGAGGAUUCAGAAUGCCAUAUUUCUCAAUCAUCUGAUCAAGGCUCAAGGAGUGCCUCAGCAGUGUUAUCAGAAAAUGAAUCUCAUAGCUCGAAUCAUUCUUCCGAGCUCAAUAUAAUGGUUUUGAAGAAGGAUGCAAAUUUACGAAGCAAGACCUUCCAUUUAUCCAAGCAAGGAUUUUUGAACUGCUGUGCUGGCCAGCCCUCGGAAGAGACUAUACGCUCAAAGUCCUUGCCGAAGCUCCAAUUGAACGCAGAAAUUGAUCCAGAUUUAAUGAAUUUUCAACCGACGAAGCAGUUGAAUUUGUGGCCUGCGUAUUCUGACGGCUCAGGGCUCGCAAGAUGUCGUGCAAUGCUCAAACGCGGCACAAAACAAGAUGGUACAGUCACCUGCAAUAAUAUGUUACUCUUCGAAGGCCGCAAAAAUAUGUGA